Pararge aegeria (speckled wood butterfly) is the source of this 3393-nucleotide messenger RNA. It is a transcript of the gene Gclm, whose product is annotated as glutamate--cysteine ligase regulatory subunit. Bases 423 to 1406 code for a protein of 327 amino acids. Gene Ontology annotation, molecular function: enzyme regulator activity; glutamate-cysteine ligase catalytic subunit binding. Gene Ontology annotation, biological process: glutathione biosynthetic process. NCBI's taxonomy places the organism in Eukaryota, Metazoa, Arthropoda, Insecta, Lepidoptera, Nymphalidae. The record is from RefSeq and is a predicted model, not a curated record. The transcript is spliced from 6 exons. Gene Ontology annotation, cellular component: glutamate-cysteine ligase complex.
UUCAACUCAAGUUUCAAUUUUCAAUGAAUUCAAUUCAACUUUGAAGUUUUGAACUUCAAUUCAAAGUUUACCUAAAAAUUUUAUGUGAAAUAAUAAAUAGAAGACCCUAAAAUAUUCGUUGAAUUUUAAAAUACCAAUAUACGAACAAUCAUAAUUCAAAUCUUUGACUAAGAAUGUAGAGCUUGAAACUAUUUCGCCAUAAUUUAUUUAAGUACCUACGUCAUUCCUAUUCAGUCCCAAUGAUUUAACCAUGAAUUUCAAUUUUCACCGCACAAGGCCACUGGAGUUUAGUUUAUCAUACUUGUUGGUGGCGAGCGAACGCUUGUAUACUAAUUAAAUCAAUAUUUAUCUUGUAACUCUUGUAUUAAGAAUUGGCCGAAGACUGCAAUAAAUUAUUCAGAAAGUUCUACAAUCUUUAAACAAUGUUGCGGACUGCAUCGAAAGUCACCAUAAACACAGGAAAUGUGCUAAACCUAAUAGAUAUAAAGAAGAAGGCUGGACAAAAUGUCACAGAAGAGUUAUCGGAGAGCAUCAAGCUAACCCUAACGGAAUACGGCACCCAGAACGGGUUUCCUCUAGCCAACGGCACAGCGCACGCAGAAUCUUCAGGACAUUCCGACUACGUGGUGCUCUCAACGUCAGCGGCGUCUGACGAGGCGGUGGUGAAUAUUACACGACCGCACGAUGAUGUCCAAAACAAAAUGGCGGAAGAGGAACGGAAGAAUCUCAAGAUUGGUGUCAAGAUUUUCAUAAACGAAGACAGCACAACUGCACUGACAGAAUGUUUGGAAAAUGUAUUCACAGCCCUGCGCACAGAGCACAUCGAAAAUGUAAUCCUGUCAUACAACCCGGAUCUACAGCACCGGGACGACGCCAGGAUUGACUCCAGUCCCAAGAAUAAUUUCGCUAAGGCAUCCCCAAUAUCUCUAGGCAGCAAUGUUGCGCGUAUUUCAAGUACAGAAGUCGAAGCGGACAACGAAGCCGACGCGAGGAAGUGUGAAGCUAUACUGCCUGGUAUUAAAAUACUGUGGGCGGUACUUGAAGGCUAUGUCAAAGACGGACGCGUGCAACAACUAGGCGUGGCGGACGUGGGCGGCGGUUGCCUCAGGAAGCUCCACGCGUGGGCGCUGGUGAAGCCCACCAUAGCGCAAAUCAACCUCGCCUCGUGUUGCGUGGUGCCGCCUUCACUGCACGCCUUCUGCAGAUCCAAUGACGUGCAGUUACUUACACAUGCUGAUCCCCCGGAUCUCCUGUCAAUAGCAGCAGCCAAAACACUGUUAGAUGCGGGCAUCGGUUGUAACAACUUGGAUUGGUGCGCAAGGUACCAGGUUCACAUAAAGUGUAGAGGUGUGCUAGCACUCAAAGGAUACGUGUGUAAAGCCACGCUGAGGCACAAGGGGGAUUGACAUAUGCUUACUUAAAAAAAAAUGGCUAGCUAUAUUUAUAAAAUAUCUGUUCUAAAUUUACAUUUGAUUAUAUGCGGAACUCCAAUGUCAGGAAAAAAGCGAAAUAUUACCUAUCAAAUAUCAAAAUGGCAUCCGUUUUAUUUAUUCUCAUUUUUCUUCAAAGUCUUAUUAUGAAUAAAAUUUUUUCAUUGCUUUUAAGUAUAAAGGAUGGCUUCUGGAUUUCAAUAAUAAUAAAAAUAUAAAUGUAUCAAUAAAAUCUCUUAUUGGGCAUUGUAUUAGAUUUCAUAAUUUUAAAACACUUGUUUUUUUUCUAUUUUAUAACUUUAUUUACACUAAAGAGUAAUGAAAACAUUGUUACAUAAUAAGACAAGUAAAAAAAGCUUGUUGUGAGUUAAAAUAUUACAUAUAAAUAAGAGAUAAAUAUAAAUACUUAUUGUAUCGAUAUCGGUAUCAAGUAUUAUACCUGUUAUUUUGGGUAACUUUGAUUUCAUUAUGAAUUUAACAGAACGAAAAAUGGUAUUCUAUUGUUUUUUUUUUUUUCGAGAGUGAAUAAUCCUAGGGAUAUACUCACUUUCAAUUUUAGUCUAAGAAGUCAAAAACUCCUUUUCGGUUUACUGUGGCACCAUUAUUAAUUUGAUCCAAAUUUACGCAUUAACAAAAUAAAUAAAAUAACUUUAUUUGAAAAAAAGUUUAGAACAAUCAAUUGCUAGUGUUCUCUACACCAGGUGGCCCUUAUCCUGAAGACCAACUAUGUCUUCUUACUUUAUUUAACAAAGGAUUUGGAGACUAUUAUAUGACCUUGAUUAUCAGCUAGAUUUUUAGAAUGGCAACACCAGAUUAUGUCUUAUUCAAAUAUAAGCGGUUAAGACAAGGCUAGCAUAAGCUAAACAAAAAGACAGUAAAAUAGGACUACGAUUGAAUGACUAAACAUAUUAAGAUAGAUUAUACAUCAAAGUUAUCCAAUUUGACAAACUUUAAAAGUAUCUUAUUAAAAUAAUUACUGAAGGACAAUAGAAACGCCAAGUUGAAUUUUUGUUUGGUGCUGUUAUUAUUUUAUUUAUUAUUGCUAUAAAUUAUAAUACUUAUAAUGUUCCUAAAAAAAAUGUUUAAUUACAUAAAUCUUUCAAAUAACCGUGCAGUUCUAAAAUGUAUGUUUAGUUUGUAGGUUGCCAGGCAUUGCAAUAUAGAUGAAAAUUCAAAAAAAAUUGUGGUUACCACAAAAUUGUGAUACGUGUGCUUAUCCUAAUUAGAAAAUAGAAUAUAAUUUACAUUUAUUUUUAUUGUAAGAAUAAAAAACCGUAAACGUAUUAAAUUUUACAGGGCAUUUAUUUUUCCACGCAAUUUCUAUUUGCAUUUUUUAUUAAAUAUAUUCCCGACAUUAUAAGAAAUACCUUUUAGAAUAAAAAAAAAACCAAAAUCAUUAAUGAUUAUAAAAAUAUGAAAUAGUACCCUUAUUAAUAAACGUGGCAUAACGUCGGAAUAAUUGUGCAGUGAUUAUCACGCUCUGACAUUUGAAAAUUGCUGUCAGUUGAAGUGUGACAAAACACGGCACUGGUGGUUUGUCACAAUUCAACGCGUCUUACAUCUGGAUAAUCUCAGAUGAAGGAGUUAUAUUCUUCCACACACAUCCACUCGCUCAUUCACACAAGUUGUUAUGGAUAUCGUCACUGAUUGUUCUGUUUAUUAUAAUGAUAAAAGGUUUAAUCGUUGCGCCGAUUGUAAUAGUCGUAUGUACGUAAUCAAACCAAUAUGACCUGUUAUAACUACGAGAAAAGCGUGCCUUCCAUUAUGUACAUAUGAUGGCCACUAAAAUGGCGAUUGACGCUAGUGCAUCACGUUUUUGCAAAUUGAUUUUGGUAAAACCAAUUAACAAUUAAAAUUCGGCAGUGAAAUACAAAAUUUUUACAAAAUCCUUGCUGUGCGGUGAUGACACUUUAUGUACUUAGGAAUGUGGAUACAAUAAUAAAUCACAUACAUCAUACACUGA